This is a messenger RNA of Plectropomus leopardus (leopard coralgrouper), 1141 nucleotides long. Lineage: Eukaryota; Metazoa; Chordata; Actinopteri; Perciformes; Serranidae. The record is from RefSeq and is a predicted model, not a curated record.
UGUGUAUGUGUGUGUGGGUUAAUGUGUGUGUUUGUGUGCAGAGUUAUUCAAACAGAUUUUGUAAUGAAGCAGCAGCAGUUGAACUUUGGCUGUUGGGCACAAAAAUAUUUCGGCAGGAUCCUGACAGAGCGAGUCAGCGCUGCAGCGAUCUCAGCAGGAAGAUGAGCUCCGCCAAGAUAUGUUGUGUUUUUGUUCUUCUGACAGCGUUGUGUGUAACCAGUUUGGUUGUAGACGGCCCAGUGGAACCAAUCCGCCGUCAGAGAGCAGCCAGGCAGCAGGGGGGCGCCGUCCUUUUCUACGUGUCCUUCCAGGGCUCUCUGAGAGACAUCCUGUACAACCCCAUCGUCUUCAACCAGGUGGUGGUGAACCAGGGCGCGGGCUACGACAACAACACGGGCGUGUUCAUCGCGCCGGCGGCCGGUGUCUACCAGUUUGUGUUCGCGGCGCAGCUCUGCCGCGGAGACCACAACAACGUGUGGCACUUCAUGGUCAACGGGAACAAGAGGAUGGCGUGCCACGCUCAGGUGUCCGGCACCGACACCACCCUGAACACCUGCUUCUACAUGGAGGAGCUGAGGAGGGCCGACCAGGUGUGGGUGAAGCAGGAGGUGGGGAGCUGCGCCUGGGCCAGCACCACCUCCAGGACCAUCACCUUCUCCGGCGUCCUGCUGGCCAGCGAGGGGGUGUCCACGCUGGGAGCGAAGUACGGCUCGGGCUGUCCUCUGCUCGGCCCGGGACGCAGCAGGGACGUGAUGUCCAGCUCUGCAGGCCGGAGGGCGUCCGUGUGCAGCGUGGCCGCCGCUCUGCUGCUCCGCUGCCUCCUCGCCGCUUCAACAUAGAUACCAACUUUUAUUUUUUGUACAAGCUUUUAUUUUGUUCCGUUUGAUUUAUUCGUGGCUCUGGAUGUAACUUGUUUUGACUCGAUGUUUUUCUUCCCUUUAAAAAGUUUGAAAUUAAAAGUUACAGUUUCGCAGAUUUUUUUUGUCAUUUAACCCUUGUAUGUAGUAGGGGGCGUGACUCCAACAAAUUCAACGAAAAUGUUUGAUUAUACUGUUUCUGGCUCUGAUAAAUCACCAAAAAAAAAAUUAAAGAAAAAAAAAGUCAUUUUUUUUAAAACAAUAAAAAAAAGUAUUUUAGAAAA